Phoenix dactylifera (date palm) is the source of this 2294-nucleotide messenger RNA. Its product is annotated as cytochrome P450 94C1-like. Lineage: Eukaryota; Viridiplantae; Streptophyta; Magnoliopsida; Arecales; Arecaceae. Gene Ontology annotation, molecular function: monooxygenase activity; iron ion binding; heme binding. The record is from RefSeq and is a predicted model, not a curated record.
CAUAACCGAAUGCAAAACAAGCCGCAUUUUUAUCAACCAGACCCGGCCCUGCCCUAGCUAUUUCCCUCUCAACCCCCAUCCCCUUCGUCCCUAUCAAGACCGCGAUGGCCAGUGGAUUAACGCUCCCUCGCCGACCCGGCGCCAACCGUGCCUGAGUAGAAUAUAUAUAUAUAGCUGAAAGGCCAUCGCACCAGCAUAAAAAGAGGACACCUUGCCCCCCCUCAUCUCAUCUCUUCUCUUACCACCAUACCAAGCAAGAAUAAUGGUCAUGGCGUUGAUCUCUCUUCUCCCAUGGCUACAGAACUGCCUCUCCUUCCUCUUCUCCGUCUUCACCACUAUCUUCCUUUUGUUCUCUCUGCUACUUCUAUUACUGAGAUCCCGGCCGUGGUGCAACUGCCACGUCUGCAAGGCCUAUCUGAGCUCGUCGUGGACCGGCGAGUUCACGAACCUCUGCGACUGGUACACCCACCUCCUCCGCCAAUCGCCUACCCGGACCAUCAAUAUUCAUGUGCUCGGUAACACGGUCACCGCCAACCCCGAUAACGUGGAGUACAUGCUCGCGACACGGUUCGCCAACUUCCCCAAGGGGAAGCCCUUCUCGUCCCUCCUCGGCGACCUCCUCGGCCGCGGCAUCUUCAACGUCGACGGCGAAUCGUGGCAGUUCCAGCGCAAGAUGGCUAGCCUUGAGCUGGGGAGCGUCUCCGUCCGCUCGUACGCCUUCCACAUCGUCUCCGCCGAGGUCCGCCGCCGCCUCAUCCCCCUCUUCACCUCCGUCUCCGACGGCGGCGGCGCCGCCGCCGCCGCCGCCGCCGCCGGCGUCAUCGAUCUCCAGGACGUGUUCCGGCGCUUCGCCUUCGACAACAUAUGCAAGAUCUCCUUCGGGCUCGACCCGGGCUGCCUGGAGGCGUCGCUGCCCAUCUCGGAGUUCGCGGCGGCAUUCGACACCGCAUCGAGGAUGUCGGCCCUGCGGGGGACGGCGGUGGCGCCGGCGGUGUGGAAGCUGAAGCGGCUUCUGAACCUGGGCUCGGAGAGGGAGCUGAAGCGGGCCAUCCGGCUGGUCGACGAGCUAGCCGACGAGUUGAUAAGACAGAGGAGGAAGCUGGGAUACGCCUCCAGCCACGAUCUCCUCUCCAGAUUCAUGUGCUCGGUCAACGACGACCGCUACCUCCGCGACAUAGUCAUAAGCUUCUUGCUGGCCGGCCGCGACACGGUUGCGUCCGGCCUCACCUGCUUCUUCCUUCUCCUCUCCAAGCAUCCAGAAGUAACAGCCGCCAUUCGAGACGAGAUAGCCGACGUCAUCGGAGGCAGCGGCGACGACGAGUUGGCGAGCUUCGAGCAGCUGAAGAAGAUGCACUACGUCCACGCGGCCAUGUACGAGAGCCUGCGGCUCUACCCCCCGGUCCAGAUCGACUCCAAAUUCUGCGUCGAGGACGACAUGCUCCCCGAUGGGACCUUCGUGAGGAAGGGGACCAGGGUGACGUACCACCCCUAUGCCAUGGGGAGGAUGGAGAGAAUCUGGGGACCCGACUGCGAGGAGUUCAAGCCGGAGCGGUGGCUUCGCGACGGAAAGUUCGUGCCGGCGAGCCCGUUCAAGUACCCGGUGUUCCAGGCCGGGCUCCGGGUAUGCCUCGGGAAGGAGAUGGCUCUCAUGGAAAUGAAGACCGUCAUCGUGUCGGUGGUUCCAAGAUUCGACGUCCAGGUGCUCGAUGCGGGCCGAUCGCCGAAGUUCGCCCCCGGGCUCGCUGCAUCGAUCGACGGCGGGCUGCCAGCUCAGGUGCGGCGGAGGAGCUCAGGCGAGCAAACCCCGGCUCACGGUGCAUGUUAGCAGUAUUACCAGUAUAGUGUUGGUCCCGUGGUGGGAGAUCUUAUGUACAGAGAAAGGCAGGAGAACUUUAAUAAUUUUAUCAGUGGUGUCUGUCUGUGUGCAGACAUGAACUUAGCAAGAAGAAAGUAUGACUUUCCAGGGCUUGUUGCAGUCAAGGAAAGAUAGGGAUGUGUGUUUCCAUUGAUGGGUGGUGAUGGGGGACUGCACCAGGGUGGAAGUAAAGGCCAGUUGAGAUGGCUGAACUCUGGGAUUUCAGUGUCAGACAGAGUAAUUGGUCAUUGUGUACGUCUUGACUCAGCCAGCACAAGGUUCCCACCUACCUCCCACUCCCCACCCAUGGUUUAAAGUUUCAUUAAUGAAGUUGAUGCAUGCAAAUGCCGCAUGCAUACAUAAUUUUUAUUCAUAUAUAGCAAAGUCCAUCAUGUUACUGCUAGUAGAUAUUUUCAGAUCUAUAUGCUUUGCAUGACUC